Molecule: messenger RNA, 4713 nt
Organism: Erinaceus europaeus (western European hedgehog)
Lineage: Eukaryota; Metazoa; Chordata; Mammalia; Eulipotyphla; Erinaceidae
Gene: TEK
Product: TEK receptor tyrosine kinase
Exons: 23
Coding region: 418-3792 (1124 amino acids)
Biological process (GO): multicellular organism development; protein phosphorylation; positive regulation of MAPK cascade
Cellular component (GO): plasma membrane; signaling receptor complex
Molecular function (GO): transmembrane receptor protein tyrosine kinase activity; ATP binding; protein binding
Source: RefSeq, a predicted model, not a curated record
CCUAUUGUUUCUGAAAAUGCUGACCAGAGCCCACACUUCCAACAAAAAUUCCUUUACUCCUACAACAGCAGCAAAAGCAGAGUAGAAGCAGCAGCAAUAGAUAAGUGUUUUUGAUGAAUUGCAAGAUGGAUAGGGCUUGCAGUGGCCCCCAGUCCUGCUGAUACCAAGUGCCUUUAAGAUACAGCCUUUCCCAUCCUAAUCUACAAAGGAAACAGGAAAAAGGAACUUAAAACUCCCUGUGCUCAGAGAGAAAUGAGACUGUUACAGCCUGCUUCUGUGCUGUUGCUUCUUGCCUCUGACUUGUAAACAAGACCUAGGAGAACAUGCAAGUGGAAAGUCACAAACCACUGGGUGUUUGAAAGGAUCCUUGGACCUCAUGCACCUCUGCGGAAACUGGAUGGAGAGAUUUGGGGAAGCAUGGACUCUUUAGCUGGUUUAGUUCUCUGUGGAAUCAGCUUACUCCUUUCUGGAACAGUGGAUGGUGCCAUGGACCUGAUCUUGAUCAACUCCCUACCUCUUGUGUCUGAUGCUGAAACAUCCCUCACCUGCAUUGCUUCUGGCUGGCACCCCCAUGAACCCAUCACUAUUGGAAGGGACUUUGAAGCCUUAAUGAAUCAACACCAAGAUCCACUGGAAGUGACUCAAGAUGCAACCAGAGAAUGGGCCAAAAAAGUUGUCUGGAAGAGAGAAAAGGCUAGUAAAAUCAAUGGUGCUUACUUCUGUGAAGGAAGAGUCCGAGGAGAUAUAAUAAGGAUACGAACCAUGAAGAUGCGCCAACAAGCUUCCUUCCUACCAGCUACUUUGACUAUGACUGUGGACAAGGGAGAUAAUGUAAAUAUAUCUUUCAAAAAGGUCUUGAUGAAAGAAGAAGAUGCAGUAAUUUACAAAAAUGGUUCCUUCAUCCACUCAGUGCCCCGGCAUGAAGUACCUGAUAUUUUAGAAGUGCAUCUGCCUCAUGCUCAGCCCCAAGAUGCUGGAGUAUAUUCAGCCAGGUACAUAGGAGGAAACCUCUUCACCUCAGCCUUCACGAGGCUCAUAGUGCGCAGAUGUGAAGCUCAGAAGUGGGGACCUGAAUGUAACCUUGCCUGCACAGUCUGCAUGAACAAUGGUGUCUGCCAUGAAGAUACUGGAGAAUGCAUUUGCCCUCCUGGGUUUAUGGGGAGAACAUGUGAGAAGGCCUGUGAACUGCAUACAUUUGGAAGAACUUGUAAAGAAAGGUGUAGCGGACCAGAGGGAUGCAAGUCCUAUGUGUUCUGUCUCCCAGAUCCUUACGGCUGUUCUUGUGCCACAGGCUGGAAUGGUCUGCAGUGCAAUGAAGCAUGCCAGCCUGGUUACUAUGGGCCAGACUGUAAACUGAAGUGCAGGUGUACUAAUGGGGAGGUGUGUGAUCGUUUCCAAGGAUGCCUCUGCUCUCCAGGACGUCAAGGACUUCAGUGUGAGAGAGAAGGUAUGCCAAGGAUGACUCCAAAAAUAGAGGAUUUGCCAGAGCACAUAGAAGUGAACAGUGGUAUAUUUAAUCCCCUCUGCAAAGCAUCUGGCUGGCCACUACCUGCUAAGGAAGAAAUGACCUUGGUGAAGCCAGAUGGGAUAGUGCUUCGUCCAGAACACUUUAACCAUACAGGUCACCUUUCUGUGGCUCAAUUCACCCUCAGCCGGAUCCUCCCUACUGACACAGGAGUCUGGGUCUGCAGUGUGAACACAGUGGCUGGGAUGGUAGAAAAGCCCUUCAACAUUUCAGUUAAAGUUCUCCCAAAGCCUCUGAACGCCCCCAAUAUGAUCGACAUUGGACAUAACUUUGCUGUCAUCAACAUCAGCUCUGAGCCUUACUUUGGAGAUGGGCCAAUCAAAUCUAAGAAGCUUCUAUAUAAACGUGUUAAUCAUUAUGAGGUUUGGCAGACUAUUCAAGUGACAAAUGAGAUUGUUACACUCAACUAUCUGGAACCUCGCACAGACUACGAGCUUUGUGUGCAGCUGGUGCGGCGUGGAGCGGGCGGGGAAGGGCAUCCUGGACCUGUGAGGCGGUUCACAACAGCUUCUAUCGGUCUCCCACCUCCAAGAGGUCUUAGUCUCCUGCCAAAAAGUCAGACAGCUCUAAACUUAACCUGGCAACCAGUAUUUUCAAGCUCAGAUGAUGACUUUUACGUUGAAGUCGAGAGGAGGUCUGUGCAAGUGAAUAGUGAUCAGCAAAAUAUCAAAGUGCCGGGCAACCUGACCUCAGUGCUGCUUAACAAUCUACGUGCCAGGGAGCAGUAUGUGGUUCGAGCCAGAGUCAACACAAAAUCCCAAGGAGAAUGGAGUGAGGACCUCACAGCCUGGACUCUUAGUGAUGUUCUCCCUCCUCAACCAAAAAACGUCAAGAUUUCUAACAUUACAGAUUCUUCAGCCAUGAUUACUUGGACCAUCUUGGAUGGCUUUUCUAUUUCUUCUAUUACCAUCCGUUACAAGGUGCAGGGCAAGAGUGAAGACCAGCACAUUGAUGUGAAGAUUAAGAAUGCCACCAUUACCCAAUACCAGCUCAAGGGUCUCGAACCUGAAACAGAUUACCUGGUGGACAUUUUUGCAGAGAACAACAUAGGACCUAGCAACCCAACCUUUACUCAUGAGCUGACAACUCUCUCCAGAUCUCAAGUGUCAGGGGACCUAGGAAGUGGAAAGCUACUGCUCAUAGCCAUCCUCGGCUCUGCAGGAAUGACCUGCCUGACAGUGCUAUUGGCCUUUCUGAUCAUGUUGCAACUGAAGAGGGCGAACAUCCAGAGGAGAAUGGCCCAGGCCUUCCAGAAUGUGAGGGAAGAGCCAGCUGUACAGUUCAACUCGGGAACUCUGGCCCUGAACAGGAAGGCCAAGAACCCGGAUCCUACCAUUUAUCCAGUGCUUGACUGGAAUGACAUCAAAUUUCAAGAUGUGAUUGGGGAGGGUAACUUUGGCCAGGUUCUCAAGGCACGCAUCAAGAAGGACGGGCUACGGAUGGAUGCUGCCAUUAAGAGAAUGAAAGAAUAUGCUUCCAAAGAUGACCACAGGGACUUUGCAGGGGAACUGGAGGUCCUCUGUAAACUUGGACACCACCCAAACAUCAUCAAUCUUCUGGGAGCAUGUGAACAUCGUGGGUACUUGUACCUGGCCAUCGAAUAUGCCCCACAUGGAAACCUCCUGGACUUCCUGCGCAAGAGCAGAGUGCUAGAGACUGACCCUGCCUUUGCCAUCGCCAAUAGCACCGCCUCCACACUGUCCUCCCAGCAGCUGCUUCAUUUUGCAGCAGAUGUGGCCCGGGGCAUGGACUACUUGAGUCAAAAGCAGUUUAUCCACAGGGAUCUGGCUGCCAGGAAUAUUUUAGUUGGUGAAAACUAUGUAGCCAAAAUAGCAGAUUUUGGAUUGUCUCGAGGUCAAGAAGUAUAUGUGAAAAAGACAAUGGGAAGGCUCCCAGUGCGCUGGAUGGCCAUCGAGUCACUCAAUUACAGUGUCUACACAACCAACAGUGAUGUGUGGUCUUACGGCGUGUUGCUGUGGGAGAUAGUCAGCUUAGGCGGGACCCCAUACUGUGGGAUGACAUGCGCUGAACUCUACGAGAAGCUGCCCCAGGGCUACCGACUGGAGAAACCCCUAAAUUGUGACGAUGAGGUGUAUGAUCUAAUGAGACAAUGCUGGCGGGAGAAGCCUUAUGAGAGGCCCUCAUUUGCUCAGAUACUGGUGUCCUUAAAUAGGAUGUUAGAAGAACGCAAGACCUACGUGAACACCACCCUUUAUGAGAAGUUUACCUAUGCGGGAAUUGACUGCUCUGCUGAAGAGGCAGCCUAGAACAGGCCGUCUUCAUCUGUACACUGCUUCCCCUUCAUGAGAGACCCUUUUAUCUAUUGAUGCAAAGAAAGCCAGCAAGACUCUGCCAAGAGAUGUGAUAUAGACAUGUAAAUAUAUUUCUGUAUGUCUGGAACCUUCACACACACACAGGAACUCUCCCCCCCACAAGUGUGCAUCUUGUACACACAGUGAUUCUAAUGGGACUGUAUAUACUGCUUUUGAGAAAGAAUGAGGUGGAUCAGAAUGCCUGUUUUGUGGUUUUAUAUGCAAUAAUAUAUAUAUUUUUUUCUUAAGUGUGGACUUCCUAGGAAGGUGUGAGAGUACAAUUCUUGAAAUACAUAACUCAUUCUAGAUAUUUUUAUAUUUACUUUUGUAUUCAAUGCUACAAAAUGUUUUUCUGUGUAAAAGUAAAAUAUUGUUAAUAAAUCUAACAAUAUCCUUACACUACAGGUGAAGUAAAUGUAUGAAUUCUAACAGGACAUAUGUUAGUAUUUGAGACUGAAAAGUCCAAGUGAAAUAAGAUUCUUCUGUCUCUAAAAAUCUUCCCACAUCCAUAAAGGCCACGACAACUUAAUUACCUGGCAACUCUUUCAUGAGCCCACAAGUCAGUCCAGAAUGCUAGCACCGAACACAGACUUACAUAUCAUUUCUUAGAAACCUCAGGAUGUUCAGAAAAGUAUAAAUAAGUUUAAUCAGGAAAUUUGUGAGAUUUAGUUUUAGGUUUUUUUUAAUAACAUUGAUUUGUGUGUUUAAAGAAAUAAAAAUAGAAGGCCUGGAGUUAAUUGUAUCAAAUUCACAUCCCUAUAGGUAUUGCACUUUGUAAAAAGUUUUAGAUCUGAUUAUUUGUGAGUUUACCAUUUAUACUGCAGGCACAUAUUUCACUGAGGUCAUUUAGAAAUGAAUAAAUGUCUUGAAUACUUA